This is a messenger RNA of Bolinopsis microptera, 1819 nucleotides long. Its product is annotated as protein pelota-like. The coding region runs from base 38 to 1195 and encodes 385 amino acids. NCBI's taxonomy places the organism in Eukaryota, Metazoa, Ctenophora, Tentaculata, Lobata, Bolinopsidae. The transcript has 8 exons. Gene Ontology annotation, cellular component: cytoplasm. The record is from RefSeq and is a predicted model, not a curated record. Gene Ontology annotation, biological process: nuclear-transcribed mRNA catabolic process, no-go decay; nonfunctional rRNA decay; ribosome disassembly.
CAAGAACUUCUAUAGCUAUACAUGUGGAGUUCAACUCAUGAAGUUAUUACAUAAGUACAUUGAUUACAAAAACAGAAAUGGUCGCAUGACCUUCAUCCCUGAGGAAGGGGAAGAUCUGUGGCACGUGUACAAUCUUAUAGCAGCUGGAGAUGUGGUGCGGUGCACUACUCUGAGAAAAGUAGUCACUGAGAGUGCAACAGGUUCUACAAAUGCUAGAAAGAUUAAAACCAAUCUUACCAUUCGAGUUGAAAACAUUUCUUACGAUGUUGAAGCAAUGUCUCUUGCCCUCAAGGGCCGAAAUAUAGAGGAAAACCAAUAUGUAAAACUUGGAGCAUACCACACACUUGACUUGGAACUACAGAGGAAAUUUACACUGACAAAAGAAUACUGGGAUGCUAUAGCAUUGGAGCGAGUAGAUGAAGCAUGUGAUUCAGGGAAAACAGCAGACCUAGCAGCUGUGGUGUUACAGGAAGGAUUAGCACAUGUAUGUCUGGUCAGACAAUCUAUGACUAUAACUAAAGCUAAAAUUGAACUUCCAAUACCUCGUAAGAGGAGGGGGAGUUGUACUAACCACGAUAAGGCCAUGCUUAGAUUCUUUGACACAGUUGGAAAUUCAAUGGUGCGCCAUCUGGACUUCUCGAUAGUUAAAUGUAUUCUAGUAGCCAGUCCUGGAUUCGUAAAGGAGAAGUUAAUGGAAUAUAUAUUGUCAACGGAAAGAUCAGAGUUUAAGCCACUCCAGGAGAAUAAAAGUAUAUUUGUGUUUUGUCACUCCUCCUCUGGCCACAAACACGCAGUCUCCGAGAUUCUCUCAGAUCCCAACAUUACAUCAAGACUCACUGAUACAAAAGCAGCUGGUGAAGUCAAAGCUCUCGGUGAUUUUUACACCAUGCUAAAAAACGAGCCCGCAAGAGCCUUUUACGGUCCAGCACAGUGUAUAGCAGCAAGUGCACAGGAGGCAAUAGAUGCUCUUAUGGUUACAGAUAGUUUGUUUAGGUCUUCAGAUUUAGCCGAGAGGAAAAAGUAUGUUAAACUAGUUGAAGAUGUGAAAGGAUAUGGUGGCACCGUUCACAUAUUCAGUUCGUUACAUACAUCUGGAGAAAAGUUAGCUUUAUUAAGUGGAGUAGCUGCACUGUUAAGGUUCCCAAUGCCGGAACUAGAAGACAUGGCGGUGGACUCAGAUUCUGACAGCGAUUAGGACUAUCAUCAUCAUGGGUUCUUUUUCAAUUUUUUGACUGUACUUUAAGAGUCUAGGGUGUAAUUAUUUUAUAUGGGACUAAUUUUUCGAUCGAAAAAUAAUCUGCAUUUAUAUAUGUACCUCUAGUAAAGUGAAAUAUUGUGGUAGUACAGCAUGAAUCUAUUUUCGGCCAAAUUUUCAAGUUGUUAGAAUUCCGUUCUUUUCACCCUUUUCGUGACCAAAAAUUUUGGACUCAUGAAGAUGUAAAAAUAAUUUCAAUUUCCAAACUUAUUAUGACUUUAUCGCCGUAUUAUAAUCCAUCCUUAUUGUUUCUAACUUAAAAGAGUUUAGCAGUUAUAAAAUGUUUUAACUGUUCCAAGUAUAAUGGGUUUUAUUCAGUAGGAUCUUUAACUUUUCGAUGUGGUUUUAGGCUCAAAUACUGAUUAACAUCCCGACGCGACGCUUGUGGGCUGUAUAGGUUUUAAUUAAUUUAUUUAGAAUGUUUUGCAUUUAUUACAUCAUGUUAUAUUUGUUUUUUUAGACUGAAUAUUUUUUGAGUGUGGUGACUUAGGUGCUAAACCAGAUAAAACUAGAUCAUAAAUCACGAUUCUAAAUACGGUUUAACAAUGAUUCAAAAAAGGUCCU